Messenger RNA from Gregarina niphandrodes, 1551 nucleotides. Its product is annotated as phenylalanyl-tRNA synthetase alpha subunit. Gene Ontology annotation, cellular component: cytoplasm; phenylalanine-tRNA ligase complex; cytosol. The record is from RefSeq and is a predicted model, not a curated record. NCBI's taxonomy places the organism in Eukaryota, Apicomplexa, Conoidasida, Eugregarinorida, Gregarinidae. The transcript is spliced from 2 exons. Gene Ontology annotation, biological process: phenylalanyl-tRNA aminoacylation. Gene Ontology annotation, molecular function: phenylalanine-tRNA ligase activity; tRNA binding; ATP binding. Bases 1 to 1551 code for a protein of 516 amino acids.
AUGGCCACCAAAGCAGAACAGCAGGUUGCGCUCUUGAAGCAAUUGGAGCAGCAUUUCGAACGCCAGGAUAAUGUCAACUCAAAUGCACUAGCCAGCGAGCUAAACUGGGAACAUUCUGCAGUUGUGGGUAUUUUGAAGUCGUUGGAGAUGAUGGGGAAGAUUGAGACGGAGGCGCAAUUGCACGUGGAGUACGCGUUGACGGAGGAGGGUGAGGAGAUUUUGCGGGAAGGGUCGCCGGAGGUGCGGCUGAUGAAUAUGUUGCCGAAGCAGGUGGAUUCGAUCAAAGAGGACCCUGUAUUGGCUCGCGGUAUGGCGCAGUGUUUAAAGAACAAAUGGGCGGUAAAAAAAGGGGACUUAUUGGAGGUUAUGUCAAUGCCGUUGGGUGACCCGUUGCAGACGGCAUUGCAGGGAGUGAAGAGUGGUGCAGUACCGACGGACGCUGCAGGUUUGCAGAAGCGGAAGAUGGUGGUGAAGAGUUCGGUGACGUACUUUGUACCGCGGCCUACGGCCUUGUUCAGUACGGAGUUAGCGAAGCAGUUGGUGGAUCUGGACCGGAGUAUCCUGCAGACGGGUGAGUGGCGAGGGGCAGAGUUCAAGCCAUACAAUUUCAACGCAGCAGGAAUUGCGCCUUGCUUUGGUAGCAUCCAUCCGCUGAUUAAGACCAUGAACAUGUUCCGGCAGAUUCUGCAGCAAAUGAAUUUCGAGGAGAUGGACACCAGACGCUGGGUGGAGUCUUCGUUCUGGAACUUCGACGCGCUCUUCCAGCCCCAAACGCACCCGGUGCGCGAUGCGCACGACACUUUUUUCCUGAAGCACCCGGCAAGAUCGAUGGACGUGGCCGAGCAAGUAGCUCUGCACGAGCAGCUGGUCUCGGAAGGGAAGGCUUUGGAUGGACCUAGAGCGCUGGACAAUAUCAGCGAGGCCACUCAUCUCAUGGAUCAGACGUACUUCGAACGCGUGAAAGAGAUCCACGAAUCGGGCGACCAUGAAAGCCACGGCUGGCAGUUCCCGUGGGAUGCGGAAGAGUCGUAUAAACUAAUUUUGAGGACACAUACAACCGCAGUUACAAGCCGCAUUCUCCGGCACCUGGCCAUGGAAUACCAGAAGAACCCUGACGUCAAAAUUGACCGACGUUUCUUCUCCAUAGAUCGCGUCUUCCGUAACGAAACUCUCGAUGCAACACACUUAGCGGAGUUCCAUCAAAUUGAAGGCAUCGUAGCAUCCACAACCGCUUCCUUAUCUGAGCUCAUGGGAAUCAUUAAAACAUUCUUCGCCAAAAUCGGCAUUAAUGAUGUCGAAUUCAAGCCGGCAUAUAAUCCAUAUACUGAGCCAUCUAUGGAAAUAUUUGGUUUCCAUCCAACUUUGAACAAAUGGACUGAAAUUGGUAACUCUGGAGUUUUCAGACCAGAAAUGCUCCGACCAAUGGGGCUCCCUGAAGAUUUGGUUGUUCUCGGUUGGGGUCUGAGCCUUGAGAGACCCACAAUGAUCAACUACAAUGUAAAAGAUAUUCGUGAACUUAUUGGUCCGAAGGCCAAACUGAGCGUUUUUUAA